AUGCCUACUGUAAAAGCUUAUGAACUUCGAACAAAAAGCAAAAACGAUUUGACUAAACAACUUGGUGAACUUAAAGAAGAGCUUGCUACUCUUAAAGUGCAGAAGAUCGCGGGUGGAGUAACAUCAAAACUAACAAAAAUCCGUGAAGUACGCAAAUCAAUUGCACGAGUAAACACUGUUAUCUCUCAGAAUCAGCGCGCACAUUUACGAGCCUUCUAUAAGAACAAGAAAUUACUGCCGCUUGACCUUCGACCAAAAAGAACCCGCGCUAUUCGUCGUCGUUUGACAAAGAAAGAGGCGUCUGCCAAAACUGAACGAGCCAAAAAACGAGAUGCACACUUUCCACUUCGAAAAUAUGCUAUCAAAGCAUAA
This is a messenger RNA of Ambispora gerdemannii, 372 nucleotides long. The record is from the annotation of a GenBank genome assembly. NCBI's taxonomy places the organism in Eukaryota, Fungi, Glomeromycota, Glomeromycetes, Archaeosporales, Ambisporaceae.